AUGUAUCCCAACGGCGCCCAGCGCCAUGACCCCUCACGGUCUUUCGCCGUGCCGCCGCCACCACCGCUCCUGUCGCCGCCGAUGCCCGGCCAGACGGGCAACAUGAUGUCCAUCCCACCGCCGCCGCCGCGCUUCCCCUCAGCCCCCGCCAGCACCACAACCGGCGGCGCCAACAUGAUGCUGCCCCCGCCGCCCGGCCCGCCACCGGGACCGGGCCAGACGUCAUGGCACAGCGGCAACUUUGGCCGCAUGUACGACGCCCGCGGCGGCUUCAGCAUGCCACCGCCGCCCCCGGCAUCCGGCCAGCAGCAGCACCAGGCCUACAACCCAAAGUUCCACGCCCAAAUGGCCGCCGCCGGCGCCACCAUGUCGCUCCUGCCGCCGCCGCCCCCCGUGAGCAACGAAAUGUCGGCAACCUACAUCCCCUACGGCGAGACGUACGGCGAGGGCGUCGGCAUCCCGGGGCUCGGCGGCUUCGACGACACGGCGACCUACUCGGCCACGUCGCAGAGCUCGUGGCCCACGACGGCCGACUCGUCGCUCCUGACCAUGACCAACACAACGACGACGCCCUCGGACGACGCCGCCAACAAGUUUGCCCGCGGCAUGUCGACGACGUCGAACCCGACGGCGUCGUCGAGCGUGCCCUUUGACCUCGCCCAGCAGUGGCCCAUGGACAAGGUUCUCUUCUGGCUUGACGCCAACGGUUUCUCCAAGGACUGGCAGGAGACGUUCAAGAGCCUCAAGAUGCACGGCGUCAAGUUCCUCGAGGUCGGUGGCGGCCACGGCGGCCGCGGCAACUUUGGAAUCAUGCACCAGCAGGUCUAUCCGGGCCUCGCCGUCCAGUGCACCAAGAGCGGCACCGGCUGGGACCAGACGCGCGAGCGCGACGAGGGCAAGCGCAUGCGCAAGCUCGUCCGGAGCAUCGUCACCGGCAAGCCCGUCGAUAGCGGCACGCGCGUCUCGUCCUCGUCCCAUGCCCGCAAAGAGUCCCUAAAUUAUGGAAGCAAUAAUCUGCCUAGCGCCGGCACCGACCCGGCCGACUCGCCCAUUAAGAUGCCCGGCCCCGGGUUCGCGUCCCGUCGCUUCUCCAACCACAGGGCCACCACCAUGCCCACCCUCAACAACGGCACCAUGUCCUCCGACUCGAACCACAGGACCCUCCUCAAGAGCGCCGACAGCGACAGCCUCCGCCGCCACAGCCCCAGCUCCACCGACGCCGAGCGCCGCACCGACAGCCCCCUCGAGAGCCCCAACCCGCACCCGCAGCCCCAGCCUCUCUUCGCCCAGUCGACAGGCGCCCUCUCGGCCUCGCCACGGACCACGAAAUUCGGCCACCGCUACCGCAACAGCACCGACUCGGUCUCGUCGAACCUCGCCAUCUAUGGCUCUGGCGUGCCGCCCGGCGCGAGCCAGCUGCUGCGGAGUGGCAACCUCAACGAGAUAAUCUCCACGAGCCCGCGGGACGGCCCCAACGGCGGCGGCAGCCGUCCCUCGCCGCAGGACUCGGGCUCCGAGCCCCCUUCGGCCAAGGACCCCAAGAGCAAGUUCAGCUUCCUGUCGCGCAAGAAGAAGCAGCAGCAGCGCGACGACGGCACGCUCGCCAGCGCCCACGACGACUUUGAGUCGCCCACGUCGCCCAACUACCUCUUCAAGGUCAACUCGUUUGGCUCCAAGAGCGGCAACGCCAGCGACGGGUCGCCCGACCUCAGCCUGCACCCGCCUUCGAGCUUCGGCCUGCCCGACAUGACGACGUACGAGACCCAGGCCCAGUCGCCGCGGCAGAGAAUCUUUGUCCUCGCCACCAUGGACGGCUGGAACUACCGCAUGUGCGACAUUACCGACGGCGAGACCCCGACGGAGCUGCGCCAGAUCAUCUGCGCUGGCCUCGGCCUCAUGGACGCCCAGACGACGCAGCUGUACACGACCGAGCUUGGCGUCUUCAACCACGACGAGCCGCUCGACGACCAGCGACUGCUUACCCAGAAACAGCACAAGGCCGACGCCGUCGGCACCCUCAAGCUCUUUGUCCGGCCCUCGGGCUACAUUGCCCAGGGGCCCAUCGACCCCAACGGCGUCCCGGCGUCGCUCGCGCCCGGCACGCCCAUGGACACGACGUCGUCAUCGGGGACGCACGACCGCCUGAACGGCCCGCGCACGCGCUCGUCGUCGUCGCCGCCGACGUCGCGCCAGAACACGGUCAGCGGUGAGCGGCCCGACGGCAAAGCUCUCGCGCAGGAGGCCAGCGAGUACCGCGCCGAGAUGGAGCGCAAGCAGAGGGAGUAUCUCGCCAAGCGCCGCCAGGUGGCUGCCAUGAAGGACAACCCGUCGCCCGACACGGGCACUGCCGGCGGCUACUACGGCAUUGCGGGUCGUAGCGUUGACUUUGACCAGCCGCGCAACUCGCCGUUCGAGGAGAAGAAGCCCGACCAGCUCUUCCCCGCCCGCAAGCCGCCCGCCCCGCCGAGCGACCCCUCGGCGACCCUCAUCAAGGCCAACUCGCUGAGCAAGAAGACGGGCCACCAGCUGCGCACGUCAACGGGGUCCGACGCCUACCACCACGCCCGCAGGCCGUCGACGCUGGUCGAGGAGGGGCCCGGCGCGCACGAAAUGUCCGAAAAGGGGAAGAAGAAACCGCCGAGCCCCGCCAUGGGCGGCAUCGGCGCGGCGCUGGCGUCCAUGGGGCGUGGCCUCGGCGCCAUCGGCGCCAACGGCCGGUCGCUCGCGUCGCCGAACCGCGCCGACGGCAGCAGCGGCAACAAAUCUGCAGAACGAGGUAAGGGAGCCAUGUCCUCGGUCAACUUUGGUCAAUCCGGGUCGGGGUCGAAGCAGUCCGCGCGCGUCGUCGGCCUCACCGGGCUCCCUGACCUGGAGCCGGCGGCAACAUGCCCUUCGUCGUGCCGGACUAUUCGCCCGGGCGGGACGCCUUCUGACAACCUUCAGACUGACACAGCCGCCCAAGGACGCCUGCCGUCCCUCGACCACGUCAGCCCGAGCUCGACGCCCGUGCCCGAUGCCUCUUCGGUGCACCGACGCAAGUCGCACGGACCAGACUUUGACUUUGAAGACACGGACGUCAACACGUGGGCGCCCGCGCCCAAGGCACCGCCCGCGGCGGCGGCCGUGGAUGACGAUUCCGGGGACGAUUCGGACGAUGGGCUCUUUGCGAUUCCGAUUGCCAAGAAGCAGGCGGCUGCGGCGGCGACGCGUGUGUUUGACGGGGGUGACGGUUCAGAUGACGCCAUGUCGAGGAGGCCGACGCUCACGGUGAACACGAGGGCCAAGAAGGGUCUAUCCGUGGCCUUCACGUCACCCAAGUCUCUGAGCAGCGCAGGUGCAGGCCGUCACGGGGACGAGGAGGACGAGCUGCCGAGCGCGCGAAGCGGGCGCAGUUCGAAGCGCACGCCCAACACGCCGGCGAGCGACAGCUGGGGCUCAGAGGACGGCAAGCUCAGCAGGCGCAAGUCGUUCGUUGAGAAGGACGUGUGGGCGAACCGUCCAACGGCCGAGGCGCUCAUCAACAACCUCGACGACUUCUUCCCGAACCUGGAUCUCGAUCUCCCCGUUCUCGAGGAGGGCGCUGCAGGCGCCGCCGGCAGCAGUAGCGAGGACGCGUCUCUACCGUCGCCAGGUAGCGAGGUGGGACGUAACCUCGGUCACAGCCAGAACCAGAACCAGCACCAGAACCAGAGGGCGCGAGCAGGUUCGCAAAACACGCAGGCGCCGCCCAACAUACCGGCGGCACUGCCGUCUUCACGCGUUUCGUCCAUCUACAACGAAAACGACACGCUGGGUUCGGACGAAUCGACACUCAAGGCGCUCGAGAGGCCGGCGUCGACCGUCUCAAGCGUUGCGCAGAGAAGCAUGCGGCGCUCGGGCGGACUCGGACGGAUGAAGUCGAUCCGUGAGGUCGCGCGCGGCGCGCACGAGGCGAACAAGCGCUACACAACCACGUCGCAGGCGAGCACGGGCGGCGGGCUCGACAGCUCGGCGCUGAUGCGUCGCAAGAGCACCAAAAUGUUCAACGCCAACAUUGUGCAGAUCCGGCCGGACCAACGGGGCAGCGUGGCCAUGCCGCAGAUUCCGCAGGACACGCUGCCGAAGCGGCAGACGACGUUCCGGUGGUUCAAGGGUCAGCUCAUCGGCAAGGGCACCUACGGGCGUGUGUACCUGGGCAUGAACGCCACGACGGGUGAGUUCCUCGCAGUCAAGGAGGUCGAGGUCAAUCCCAAGGCGGCAGGCGGCGACAAGAACAAGAUGAAGGAGCUCGUGGCCGCGCUAGACCAGGAGAUCGAGACGAUGCAGCACCUGGAUCACGACAACAUCGUGCAGUACCUGGGCUGCGAGCGCAAGGAAACAUCCAUCAGCAUCUUCCUCGAGUACAUUUCUGGUGGCAGCAUCGGAUCGUGUCUGCGGAAGCACGGCAGUUUCGGCGAGUCGGUCGUGUCCUCGCUGACGGGGCAGAUCCUCAACGGCCUGGCGUACCUGCACCGUGAGGGUAUCCUGCACCGCGAUCUGAAGGCAGACAAUAUCCUCCUCGACCUUGAUGGCACGUGUAAGAUUUCGGACUUUGGCAUCUCUAAGAAGACGGACAACAUCUAUGGUAACGACAAGAGCAACAACAUGCAGGGGUCGGUUUUCUGGAUGGCGCCUGAGGUGAUCCGUUCCGAGGGAACGGGAUACUCGGCCAAGGUAGACAUUUGGAGUCUGGGCUGUGUAGUGCUCGAAAUGUUCGCCGGUCGCAGGCCAUGGAGCAAGGAGGAAGCCGUAGGCGCCAUUUACAAGAUCGCCAACGGCGAGACGCCGCCCAUCCCGGACGAGGUCAGGGAGACGAUCAGCCCGCUGGCCAUUGCGUUCAUGCUGGACUGCUUCACUGUGAACCCCCACGAGAGGCCUACGGCAGAUGUGCUGCUCUCGCAGCAUCCCUUCUGCGAGCUGGAUCCAGGAUACAACUUUUUCGACACGGAGCUGUACGCGAAGAUUCGGGGCAAGGAGUUUUGA
Verticillium dahliae VdLs.17 is the source of this 5001-nucleotide messenger RNA. RefSeq names its product MAP kinase kinase kinase mkh1. Gene Ontology annotation, molecular function: protein kinase activity; ATP binding. The coding region runs from base 1 to 5001 and encodes 1666 amino acids. Lineage: Eukaryota; Fungi; Ascomycota; Sordariomycetes; Glomerellales; Plectosphaerellaceae. The record is from RefSeq and is a predicted model, not a curated record. The transcript has 3 exons. Gene Ontology annotation, biological process: protein phosphorylation.